AUGGCUAGCCGAGUUUCCUCGCCGUCAACUGCGAUUCACCCUGCCUUGGCGCACACGACGCCUCUUGAAGGACUGGAGUCGUUGAUUUCAACUGAUCGCACCGACAAUCUCACCGAACAACGUCCCAGGACAUCCUACAACACCAUUUCGCAGUCUGCCCUUCUCACUGGCGACAGUUCAUCGCCCCUCACCGAUCUUCAGGGCACGUCACAUUCAGAAGCAAAGGACCAACAGACCCAACAGGCGCUCCAGCAGUAUGUGGAUCGCCUAGGUGAGCCAGCCGCCUUGUGCAGACCACAGUCUGCCCGUGCCCACCACGGCACUCUCGAUUCGGUUCCCCGCCAAACGAUCAUCAAAGCUCUUGCUUCUGUCGCACGAAGCCACAAGCCUGAAGCUCUCUCGCUCGGCUGUGUGCUGAACGCCACCAUGCAAACCUCGCUGCCGGUUGUCGAGGUUGCCUCGGACAGCCAGCCAGCUGCAGGUGGAGAUCUGGAUGCACAGCUGUCGGCAUCUCUGCAGCCGCCUGCGACUGCGCAAUUCCAGCCUACCACCGGUAAGGAGUCGUCGUCACAGCAGCUUUGCGAUGCUCUCAACGACCUCGCCCUGCGCAGUAAUGCUACCCCUACGACGUCUGCUGCAGCCGCGGCCUUUUCCGGGCUGAAGUCGCCUUGCUACUACCACGAACGCUUCGACGACGCCGUCGACAUUGAGAAGGUUCUGGAAGAGAUCAAGAACGACGAGUACAUGUCUCACUCGCGGCUGGUACAGACUGCCACAGGAGUGCGUGAGGUUUCCAAGCAGCUGCAGCGCCGGCCCAUCAAGCGCGCUGUGCGAAAUAUCAUGAUUGUCACCAAGGCACGCGACAACCAGCUCGUUGUCUUGACGAGAGAGCUCACGCAGUGGCUGCUCUCUACGCCGCGGUAUGGUUCGGACGUUGGUGUCAACGUUUACGUCGAUGCCAAGCUCCGCAACUCGAAGCGCUUUGGUGCUCCUAGCCUUGUGGCCGCCGAUCCCCGCUUCGAGUCCAUGCUGCGGUACUGGACCCCAGAUCUGUGCUGGAGCCAGCCUGAGAAGUUUGAUCUCGUCGUCACACUCGGCGGCGACGGUACCGUGCUCUUCACGUCGUGGCUGUUCCAGCGCAUUGUGCCUCCUGUGCUGUCUUUCAGUCUAGGAAGUCUCGGUUUCCUCACGACGUUUGAAUUUGAGCGUUUCCGCUAUCACCUAGACCGCAUAAUGGGCAACGAAGGCAUGCGCGUGAACCUGCGCAUGCGUUUCACUUGCACCGUCUACCGUGACGGCACUACCCCUGGUGCGCAGCCAGAGGAGGGUGAACAGUUCGAGGUUCUCAACGAGCUUGUCAUCGACCGUGGCCCGUCACCCUAUGUUUCCAACCUGGAACUCUACGGUGACGACGAGCUCCUGACUGUCGUCCAGGCCGACGGCUGCAUAUUCUCCACCCCGACAGACACUAUGCUUCUGCGUGUGUCCAUCCCACGCAACAGCCGUGCCACUGCGUACUGUGCCUUUGAUGGCAAGGGCCGCGUUGAAUUGAAACAAGGUGACUGUGUCACCAUCACUGCGUCGCAGUACCCGUUUCCUACUGUCACCCGCACCGAUACUGAGUGGUUUAACUCGGUUUCGCGCACCUUGCGCUGGAACACGCGUGCCGCCACGCAGAAGGGCUUCGAUGCCAGCCAAGGGGAGAGCGUCAGCGACCUGGCGUCUAAAGAUGAAGUUGACUGGGACAUUGAUACCGACUCCGGCUAUUAUGCCAGCGAGGAAGGCAGUGUAGCUGCCAGCCCGCUGCGGCGGCAGAUGAGUCUUCUCGGCUUGUGA
This is a messenger RNA of Sporothrix brasiliensis 5110, 1836 nucleotides long. RefSeq lists its product as uncharacterized. NCBI's taxonomy places the organism in Eukaryota, Fungi, Ascomycota, Sordariomycetes, Ophiostomatales, Ophiostomataceae. Gene Ontology annotation, biological process: NADP+ biosynthetic process. Gene Ontology annotation, molecular function: NAD+ kinase activity. The record is from RefSeq and is a predicted model, not a curated record. The coding region runs from base 1 to 1836 and encodes 611 amino acids. The transcript has 2 exons.